Molecule: messenger RNA, 1473 nt
Organism: Ostrea edulis (European flat oyster)
Lineage: Eukaryota; Metazoa; Mollusca; Bivalvia; Ostreida; Ostreidae
Product: cysteine proteinase 1-like
Exons: 12
Coding region: 141-1286 (381 amino acids)
Cellular component (GO): lysosome
Molecular function (GO): cysteine-type endopeptidase activity
Source: RefSeq, a predicted model, not a curated record
UUAUGCAAAGGCCUUGCUCCGCCUCCAUAUUUCGGGGGUGUAAGUUCGCAGUUUGUAACAAACCAAAACAAAACGCUUAGACUUCUAUAUUCACAACUGACAUUUAAAAAAGGCUGAGCUUACCCCGGGGCUUUCAGAAGAUGUCAUUCCGGAUUUUAGCACUCUGCCUGUUUUGUGCCACUUUUUCACCACUUAUAAGAUGUGAAAAAUACCCCGAGGAUGCGGAGAGUGCGCUUCAUCUCUUCCAGUCAUGGAAAAGGGAGCACAACAAAGAAUACCAAAGUCACGUGAUAGAACAAAGUAAAUUCAAGGUGUUCUUGGAGAAUCUUAAAGUAAUCAAUGAGCUGAACGUUAUGUUCAAAGGGAAGACGACUUUUGGAUUGAAUCAUUUGGCAGAUUUGAGUCAAAAGGAAUUUUCUAAAACAGUACUGAUGCCGAAAAGAAGGGCGCCGGUUUUUGAGAGAGAAAGAUACCUAAGGAGUUCUCAUUCAGCGGCUCUCCCGGAUUCGUUCGAUUGGACAGGGCAAAAGAAAGUCACGCCGGUCAAGGACCAAGGCGCUGCAGGGUCAUGCUGGGCAUUCAGUGCCAUUGGUAACAUUGAGGGGCUGUGGGCGGUGAUGGGGAAGCCCCUGACUAACUUCUCUGUGGAACAGAUCGUGGACUGUGAUGGCAUGGAGGACGUUCCUAAGGGUGAGGCGGAUUGUGGAGUUUUCGGGGGCUGGCCUUUUCUGGCUUAUCAAUACGUCAUGAAGGCGGGAGGUUUGGAGACAUGGGAAGAUUACUGGUAUUGUUCCGGUCUAGGGGGCGCUCCAGGUACCUGUGCAGCUUGCCCCGCCCCUGGUUAUAAUACCACCCUCUGCGGACCACCCAUACCUUACUGCAACAUGUCGCAAAGCUGUGUCACGAAGCUAGACGUCAGCAAGUUCCACCCAGGCCUGAACGUAGUGUCGUGGAAAGCUAUUGACGAGAAUGAAACUUCAAUCGCAGAACAGCUCAUCAAGAUCGGACCUUUGUCAGUUGCACUCAACGCCGAACUUCUUCAAUUCUACCACCAUGGAAUUUUUGAUCCGCCAAGCUUUGCUUGUAAUCCAAAGAGUCUAGAUCACGGCGUGUUGAUAGUGGGUUUUGGAUCAGAAAAAUCUAUUUUUGGAACCAAAGACUAUUGGAAAGUAAAAAAUUCCUGGGGUCCUAAAUGGGGCGAGAAUGGAUACUUCCGGAUCCUUCGUGGUCAAGGAAAAUGUGGAAUAAAUACCGCAGUUACUACCGCCGUGUUGGCGAAGAAUUAGACGUCAAGAGUUAUAUUUCCUACUCUAUCUGUAUGUAUAUGAGAUAAUUGUCAUGAAUGUAUGUGAAGUUUUUUUGUUGAGGAGCAAAUGAAUUUAAAUAUAAACUUGUGAAUCUAUGGAAGUCAUUCAGUUUUAGCAUGUUAAUGUGUAUCAUUGAGAUAAUUAAUAAAAGUUAUUGUUGAAUAAA